UUGCAUCACUCCUACUCGGUCGCUCGACAACACCAUCAACAACAACGAAUUACAGGGCAAUGGCAAAAAAAAACAAGAAGAAAGUUGUGCGCCCUUGGUGCUGGUACUGCGAACGUAGUUUCGAGGACGAGAAAGUCCUGAUCUCCCAUCAAAGAGCAAAGCAUUUCAAAUGCAAUCGCUGCAACAAAAAACUCAACACUGCCGGAGGAAUGGUCGUUCAUGUUAUGCAGGUCCACAAGGAAACUAUUGACAAAGUACCAAACGCAAACGUAGGUCGCGAGUCGACUGAUUUGGAGAUCUAUGGCAUGGAGGGCAUACCUGAGGAGGAUGUUAUCGCAUACAACGCAAAGCAGGACGCUGCUGAUGACCAUGUUAGCAAACGGCCCAAGCUGAACUCAACCCCUCUCGAGUUUUCGGAAGAGGAUCUCCAAAGUCAAUUGGCUGCUCACAAAGCUAUGAUGCAGGCCGCCGCGGCUCCAUCUACUGGUCCUCCCACUGGCCCUCCUGCUGGCCCUUAUGGUGCUCCUACAAUGGCUUCCGGUGCCCCUGGCUCAACGCCAUUGCCCCCAGGAAUGGCCCCAGGAAUGGCCCCAGGAAUGGCCCCAGGUAUGUCCAUGACCCCUCCCGGAGCAACAGGUCCUGGAGCGUCUCUUCCACCCAAUCAUGGCCCGUACCCAGGUCAGUUCCAAUAUCCAGGUAUGCCUCCAGCUGCUGCCUCAGUCAUGCCUGCUGCAUAUAGCCAAUUCUAUCAGCCCAGACCACCGCAGCCAUAUGGAAUGCCACCACCAAGGUAAGUCUUUGGCCUUGCAGGAUGAAAUGCUCGCUGGAUCACAGUGUUGAUCUUACCAUGUUUGUACCCAUGCUAAUACCUUUCAUGCCGUCAACCUCUCUCUGUAAUCACAAUGUGUAAACGCACAGUAUGCCACAUUCUGGCCCACCUCAGCAGUUCCCGCCAUUCGGCAAUCAAAUGGGUCCGCCUGGAUCUUGGCCGCCUCAGAGACCACCUCCAGGAGCACCGCUCACCAUGCCACCCCAACAGCAGCCUCCAGGCUUUCCCCCCAGAUUCAUUAACGGACCACCGCCACCAGGCUUUAUGCCUCCUCCAGGAAUGCCACUAC
Molecule: messenger RNA, 1118 nt
Organism: Gamsiella multidivaricata
Lineage: Eukaryota; Fungi; Mortierellomycota; Mortierellomycetes; Mortierellales; Mortierellaceae
Exons: 3
Coding region: 60-794 (244 amino acids)
Cellular component (GO): nucleus
Molecular function (GO): DNA binding
Source: RefSeq, a predicted model, not a curated record